UGUAAUUUACCCUGAAAAAAAAAAAUCUUUCUUGUUCUUUAAUUCCACUUAUUUGACUCAAGUAACUAAAAGUAUUUGGUUCUUUUGCGACGCAAAAGAGACAAUUAGUAGUUGAACGACUGAAAUUCAGUUGUACAUCAUUGUUCUUGUGGAUUGCUUUUCUGGGAAUUAUCUUUUAGCGUUCAUCAGAUUUUAUUGAGAUCUUGUUGAUUGAAUGAAUUCUGAAUUGAUCUGGGGUUUUUAUAGCUCUUUUCCCUGAUGGGUUUUUGAUAGUUUACAUGAUUGUUGAUUCGUUGAGCCUUUCAAGAUUUGUCAAAUUAGGGUUUGUAAUAUUUGUAUGUUCAAAUUAUCAUUAUAGCUUAAUUUGAGUAAUUUGAGGCUUUUUGGAUGUUAGAUGCAGGAUUCUUUAGUUACAAUUGAUCUUAUUUGUGCAAUCUAAGCUAUUAUAAAGUUCAGUUUUGAUGGCUCAAAAUGAUGGUCUUAUAGUCAAAGAGGAGAUUGAAGAAAUUAUUAAACUUCCUAAAUCAAAAACACCAAGCCCAAUUCAUUGUUUAACACCUUCAAAAGAUGGUCAAAUUGGUGGAACACCAAAAAUUAAAUAUGCCCUUUUAAGUAGACCUUCAAGCAAAUUCUGGGAAAUUGCUGAAGGGAAAGAUGAGGCGUCUCGUGCUGUGGAGUCUUCUCGUAGCCAUGGCUUACGAGAACGAAUAAGUGAACUUAGACAUAGAAUUAAUUGGGAGUCCUUAAAGAAAACUUGCAAAGAGUGGUUUAGGAAUCCCAUGAACUUGGCUCUUUUUGUUUGGAUUACUUGUGUUGCCGUUUCUGGGGCGAUUUUGUUUCUUGUCAUGACUGGAAUGCUAAAUAGUGCCUUACCGAAGAAAUCACAACGAAACGCGUGGUUUGAAGUCAAUAAUCAAAUCCUUAAUGCCCUUUUUACUCUCAUGUGUUUGUAUCAACACCCUCAAAGAUUCUACCACUUAGCAUUGCUCUUGAGAUGGAAUCCGAAGGAUAUAUCUAAAUUAAGAAAGAUUUACUGUAAGAAUGGUACUUACAAGCCGCACGAAUGGGCACAUAUGCUAGUGGUUAUUUUGUUGCUUCAUUUGAAUUGUUUUGCUCAGUAUGGUCUUUGUGGCCUAAACUUGGGAUAUAAACGAUCUGAGCGGCCUGUACUUGGGGUUGCGAUUUGUAUCUCCGUUGCCAUAGCUGCCCCGGCUAUAGCAGGAAUCUACACUAUCCUUAGUCCCUUAGGCAAGGAGUAUGCGUAUGAAAACCCAAGUGAUGAGGAAGCGCAAAUUCCUAUUAAGGCCGCAAGUCACAACUUAAGUGUUAUAAGAUCGAAUUCGUUAGAAAGGCGGCUAUCUUUUGCACUGAGAAAUGGGAAUAUUGUUGAGGAUCAACCACAAUGGAAAGAAGGACUUUUUGAUUUGUGGGAUGAUUUAUCUAUCACCUAUCUCUCGCUUUUUUGCAGCUUUUGUGUUUUCGGAUGGAACAUGGAGAGGUUGGGAUUCGGGAAUAUGUACGUUCACAUUGCAACUUUCAUAUUGUUUUGCUCUGCUCCGUUUUUUAUCUUCAAUUUGGCUGGCCUUAAUGUUAAUGAUGACAACGUUAGGCAGGCUCUAAGCCUUACGGGGUUUUUACUAUGUGGGCUUGGUUUACUUUACGGUGGUUAUUGGAGGAUCCGAAUGAGGAAGAGGUACAACUUGCCUGAAUAUACAUCAUGUUGUGGCAAACCCGCUGUGACUGAUUGUGCUUUGUGGCUUUGCUGUUGUUGGUGCUCACUUGCUCAGGAAGUACGAACUGCAAAUUUCUAUGAAAUCGUUGAAGACAAGAUGUAUAGGAAACAGCACAAUGGAAAUGGCGAUCUAGGGUGCUCAGACUUGCCUUGUGAAGAUGAAGAAGUAGCCAACAACAACAGUUUGGAUGUAGGCUCAAGGACAGUUCCAUUGGACGACUCCAUGAUCACAACCGAAAAUCACAGUUCGGGAAGGACAGAAGAAGAGUUACCGAAGCAAGGUAUGUCGAAACCCAUGACACCUCCACGCCCCUUAACGAUUGACAGAGAAACCAAAUAGCAUUGUCAUCUUUUGAAGGUGUGCUUUGUGUAAUAUUUGAGCUAUUUAUGUUGUUAAUGUGCAUUUUUGUAUAUUUUUGGAAUUGGAUCACAAUUAUGUGUUUAAUAUAUGCUUUAUAUGAAUUACAUAUAUGAUAUACGCCUUAUGGCGAGUCUAAAAAUUAGAAUGAACUUGCACAAUAUUGCUUUAUGAAACGUGUUUUGAGAAUGAGAUUUCAUAAAACCGCAAGCUCUCAAGUCAAUUGUCAUGGGGAUUGUUGGAAUGUUUUGAUUUUGUUUUGUGGUCAGUAUAUACUUCUGAAGUUAUAGUAGUAUUUGAUUGAGUGUUGUGUGAGAAAUACUUGCAUCGAGAGCAUUGAACUGGUUGCAAGCCAGUGUUGGUGGGCAGCUUUCCGAGUCCCUCCUAAAACGAUAGGAUUAUCAUCCAUUAUGUUGUUAUAUCAGACUAAAAGCAUUGAGUCCUUCCUAUCAGGUACCUAUCGUUCUGAGGAUUUUUUUGAGCCAAGAGACUCUUGGCCGCAUCCUCUUUUUUGGGUAUUGGCCGCCUUCCUUUCCUCCCCAGGGCCUAGAUCCUGAUUAGUUUCCUAUGAUCAGAAUAUAUCGAGUAUGAUGAUGAAGAGGAUAUGUAAUAGAUUAAUAUUAAAGCUGAUGUAUCAUAAUCAAGUAGUGGCUAUGAAAAUAUGUUGGUCAUGGGAAAAUUGUUCCUCAGUAUUAGAAGCUGCUUGAAACUACCCUCCUUAGCCCCAGUUAUAACUUCUAAAUCAACUUUCGACUUACGGUUUAGUAGAUUUUUUUCACCAAAUUCUCUGAAUUUCGAUCCCGCCCCUAUCAUCUACUUCUUUUGCAAACCUUUUUUCUCUCGUUUUUCUCUGGGCCAUCUUCCUUUCGAUAACUUGUUUAUGGGUAUGUAGGGUGCAAGUCUAUGAAUCAUUUAGCUUAUGCUUAAAUGUUAGCUUUGGAGAUGUUUGUUAAGUUUUAGCUGAACUUAUUGUCAAUGUUAGCGUAAAGUGUGUACACCAACUUUAAUUCAGCGAUGUGGAAUAAACAAUUCCAACAACUCACAUAACACGAAAAAAAAAACUAACUCUUAGGAAAGUUCUCGGUAUGAAUAUAUUCUUAGGAAAGUUCAAUAUUUGACAAUUUCCUUAUCACAAUGGAGUUUGAAAGAAGGCGAGGAGGAUUGAGAUAACUUGAAGGGCAUGAGUGGAAAAUAUACAGAGAAUGUAUAUUUACGGAUUGGUAGACACUCGAAACAAAUAGAGAAGACGAGUUCAUGUUGAUGUCUACUGAAACCAAACUCAUGUAGGGCUGAUUUGAUCACCUGGCUCAAUUUAUGUCAAAAUUAGAUCUUGUUCUACAUGGAUAUAUUCACACCCCAUACAGUAAAAAGCCGAUGGGAUCCUAGGAUCGAAAGGGGAAUAAUGAAAAUAUGGUGUAAAGUUAGAUUUUUCUGAUUGGAUCGUGUUGGCUUUUUAUUGUGCUGGAUUAACUCAAGAAAUUGGGUUGGGUUGGAUUAGACUUGGUCGGGUUUAGUUGGUCAUGAGUUUAGUUCUAUGUAAAGCCAACACGAAGAUGAGUCUAGAAUAGGUUUUAGUUGAGUAGGGUCAAUACAAUUCAAGUCUAAGCCAGCUUAUAUUUUGCUAGAGGGGUUCAUUUUGGUCAUUGGGUCGAUUUUGCGUCACGUAUUUUGGAUCAGUUUAAAAUUGGAUUUUAAGUCCACAUUGAUUUUUAUAUAAUUGUAAAUUUAUUUUAAAGUCUGGUCAAAUCGAGUUCAGUU
This is a messenger RNA of Amaranthus tricolor (Joseph's coat), 3848 nucleotides long. RefSeq lists its product as uncharacterized. Gene Ontology annotation, biological process: sesquiterpene biosynthetic process. Gene Ontology annotation, molecular function: cyclase activity. The record is from RefSeq and is a predicted model, not a curated record. The coding region runs from base 462 to 2072 and encodes 536 amino acids. Lineage: Eukaryota; Viridiplantae; Streptophyta; Magnoliopsida; Caryophyllales; Amaranthaceae. The transcript is spliced from 2 exons.